AUGCUAGAUGAAAAUAGGCUCACUAGACCUAACUUUUUUUAUUGGCUAAGGAAUUUGAGAAUUGUUCUCAAUCUUGAGCGUACAGGAUACAUUCUUGAUUCUAAGAUUCCUAGUGCACUACCACCUAAGGCCACAGAAGCAGAACAUGACACUUUGAGAAAGUGGCAUAAAGAUGACAUGCAAGCCAAGUGCUAUAUGCUUGCUUCAAUGACUAAUCAAUUACAGAAGCAGCAUGAGAAAAUGCAAACAUCUUCUGAAAUACUAAGUCACCUUCAAGAGUUGUUUAGUGAAAAUAGUAGGUUAGCUAGAUAUAAGAUAUCUAAACAGUUGUUCAAAAUGAAAAUUCAUGAAGGCCAGGAUGUGGGAGAACAUGUCCAGACCAUGAUUCGACUUAUAGAGCAGCUGGAAGCAUUGGAUUUCUCUAUGGACUUUUCUCUUCAAACGAAUUUGAUCCUUCAAUCCUUGUCAGAGUCUUUUAGAAGCUUUAUCACAAACUUCCAUAUAACUAAACAAGAAUGCACUUUGGCUGGUCUUCUAAACAUUCUUACCAAGAAGAAGAAGAAAAGCAACAAGAAGAAGCCGUCUCCUAUCCCUGGCCCUUCUAGUAGAGUGGGAAAAAAGAGCCAAACUGUGAAAAAGAAGGCAGAAGCAGAUCCUGCUGACAAAGGAAAGUGUUUCCACUGUCAAAAGGAUGGACACUAG
Molecule: messenger RNA, 702 nt
Organism: Hevea brasiliensis (rubber tree)
Lineage: Eukaryota; Viridiplantae; Streptophyta; Magnoliopsida; Malpighiales; Euphorbiaceae
Exons: 2
Coding region: 1-702 (233 amino acids)
Source: RefSeq, a predicted model, not a curated record